Eutrema salsugineum is the source of this 1687-nucleotide messenger RNA. Its product is annotated as probable ADP-ribosylation factor GTPase-activating protein AGD8. The transcript is spliced from 7 exons. Gene Ontology annotation, biological process: COPI coating of Golgi vesicle. Lineage: Eukaryota; Viridiplantae; Streptophyta; Magnoliopsida; Brassicales; Brassicaceae. Gene Ontology annotation, molecular function: GTPase activator activity. Bases 200 to 1450 code for a protein of 416 amino acids. The record is from RefSeq and is a predicted model, not a curated record.
AAGAAAGACGAAGGAAAAAAAAAACCAAAUAAAGGGAAGAACAAAAAAAAGUGUCCCUGAUUUCAAAUUUUUUUUCCUCAUUUCUUUCAAAUUCCUUUUAGGUUUUCGUCGAGGAGGUGAUCUUUAUCGUCACCUCUUCAGAUUUUGUUUCUUCAUAAAUUUUUGUUUUCAUUUUGUAAAUCCCUAAAUUUCGUCGACAAUGGCUUCUGACAAUCUCACCGACAAAACCAUUGUUUUCAGAAAACUGAAAUCAAAAUCUGAGAACAAGGUAUGCUUCGAUUGCAGUGCGAAGAAUCCGACAUGGGCAUCGGUUACAUACGGAAUUUUCCUCUGCAUCGAUUGUUCAGCUACUCACCGGAGCCUCGGUGUUCAUAUCAGCUUCGUCAGAUCUACGAAUUUAGACUCAUGGAGCCCUGAGCAGCUCAGGACAAUGAUGUUUGGUGGCAACAACCGUGCUCAGGUGUUCUUCAAGCAACAUGGAUGGACCGACGGUGGGAAAAUCGAGGCCAAGUACACUUCAAGAGCUGCUGAUUUGUAUAGGCAGAUUCUUGUUAAGGAAGUUGCUAAAGCCAUUGCAGAAGAUACUACUACUGGUCUACCUUCAUCUCCCGUUGCUGCUUCUCAGCUACCUGAAGCAUCUAAUGGAGUUGUUUCGUCUUCUGCUGUCAAGGAAGAGUUACCUCCUAAAGAAAGUUCUUCUCUGAAACAUGAAGCUACUAGUGCCACUUCUUCGCCUAAAGCUUCUAAUACAGUUGUGCCUAGUACGUUUAAGAAACCUAUCGGUGCUAAAAGGACAGGAAAAACUGGUGGUCUUUGUGCACGGAAGCUUACUACUAAGCCAACGGUGAAUCUCUAUGAGCAGAAACCUGAAGAAGUUGCACCGGUUAUUCCUGCUGCAUCUUCAGUUAACAAUGGCGGAAGCAAAUCAUCAGCUGGUUCAUCAUAUGCCUCUCGGUUUGAGUACAAUGACGAUUUGCAAUCUGAAGGACAAAGCGUUGGUGGUACACGAGUUCUUAGCCAUGUUGCUCCACCAAAGUCAUCAAGCUUCUUUGCGGAUUUCGGAAUGGACAGUUCUUUCCCCAAGAAAUCAAGCUCCAACUCGUCAAAAGCUCAAAUUGAAGAAUCCGAUGAAGCAAGAAAGAAGUUCACAAACGCAAAGUCCAUUUCGUCUGCUCAGUACUUUGGGGAUCAGAACAAAAACGCUGAUCUUGAAUCAAAAGCUACUCUUCAGAAGUUUUCAGGCUCAGCAUCUAUCUCAAGCGCUGAUUUUUUCGGUCAUGACCAAGAUGAUUCCAAUGUUGAUAUAACUGCUAGUGAUCUCAUUAACAGGCUUUCUUUCCAGGUACAACAAGAUAUCUCGUCGAUAGUGAACAUAGCAGGCGAAACAAAGAAGAAGCUUGGAACUUUAGCUUCUGGUAUCUUCAGUGAUCUUCAAGACAGAAUGCUGUAAGAAGAAACACGAGCUCUCUCAUGUUUUUUUUUUUUUUUUUUAAAUAUAUUUUACAGAGAAAAAGAAAAAGAAAAAUCUUUGCCCGAAACUUCCAAUGAAGUUCUCGUUUCUCUGGUUUUCUAGAGAGCUUUUUGAGAAAUUGAGACAUGGCUCUUGUUGUUAUAUGGAUAUUAUUGCAUAUGUCAUAGACUUUUAUUAAUCUUUUUUUUGUUUGAAGAAAAAAAAGUAGAUUAAAUC